This is a messenger RNA of Tetrahymena thermophila SB210, 1293 nucleotides long. Its product is annotated as MORN motif protein. Lineage: Eukaryota; Ciliophora; Oligohymenophorea; Hymenostomatida; Tetrahymenidae. The transcript has 7 exons. The record is from RefSeq and is a predicted model, not a curated record.
AUGGGAUAGGAUUGUUCUGCCUGCUCUAAUUGUAAGGGUAAUAAUUAAAUUGAAAUAAAGACUUAAUAAGAUGAAAUGUAAAGUGGUGCUGGAACUGCAGCUCUCUACCAAGAAAAUGAAUCAAGUUCAGCAAUAAAUGCAAAAAGUACUAUGGCACAAAACGGAUAAUCAAAAGAAAAUUACAAAAAUGCUGCAGGGUCAAGUCAUUCUCUUGAUAAGUAAAAUAGCAGCCAUGGGAAUAACUAUCAAGAUAUGCCUGAUUAUAAAAAUGAUAAGAAUCAAAAGGCUCCUAUAAUUUCUAAAUAGUAGUCUAGUGGUGGAAAUGUGGCUUAACAACAAUCUAUGAGUUCCUAAUCCAAUUAAUACUAGCAAGAAAAGAAAAAUGAAGAAGUUAACUAAGAAGCUGUGAGAUUAGAUACUAACGAUAAUAAGAUGAAUUAAAGUGGAGAUCACUCCAAGCAUAAUAUGUACAAGGAAUAGCCGAUAGAAGAAGCAAUUCCAAAUCAAAAUAGUGAUUAACCAUAAAAAAGAGAAAAACGUUCACCUUAUUAAUUUAAAAGUGGAGCCAUUUAUGAAGGAGAGUGGAUAGGAAACAUGAGAGAUGGAUAUGGUAUCUAAACAUGGCCUGAUGGUGCCCGCUACGAAGGUGAAUGGAAAGAUAAUAAAGCUCAUGGAAAUGGUAAAUUUUGGCAUGUUGAUGGUGACAUAUUUGAAGGUUAGUGGUAAGAUGAUAAGGCAAACGGAUAUGGAACAUAUGUACAUGUAAAUGGAGCUAAAUAUGAAGGUCAAUGGAAGGAUGAUUUAUAAGAUGGUUAUGGAGUUGAAACCUGGGCUGAUGGCUCAAAAUAUGAAGGAUAUUAUAAAGAAGGUAAAAAACAUGGCUAAGGUACCUAUACAUGGAGUGAUUGCUCUAAAUAUGUAGGUGAAUGGAUUGAAAACAGAAUAUCUGGAAAGGGCACCUAUACAUGGCUUGAUGGCCGUAAAUACGAAGGAGAAUGGUUAAAUAAUAACAUGCAUGGUAAAGGUAUUUACACUUGGAAAGAUGGUAGAAAAUACGAAGGAGAGUAUCAAUACGAUAAGAAACAUGGAUAUGGUAUUUACACUUGGGCAGACGGAAGAAGAUAUGAAGGUUUCUGGGGUUAUGGAAAGUAACAUGGUAAAGGAAAAUACAUACUCCCUGAUGGAUCAAUUAAAAUUGGUUAUUGGGAAGACGGUAAAAGAAUUAAAUGGCUAGAAAAUGAAACUGAUUUAGACAUAAAGAACGGGGCUGCUAUUGACAAAAAAGAGGAUUGA